AUGGCGUUGGAACUUUUGGUCGUAGUGUUAACGGUUGUAGCGUCUGUCGUAGCUCAAAACCUAGUGUGCUACUACGACAGUUCUGCAGCCAGCUACGCCACGCCGACACUACCGCAAGCCUUAAGCUCAACGGAAUGCACGCACUACAUCUACGUCGGGCUCGGCGUGACGGCACAAGGAGACCUGCGGAUUCUUAGCAACUACGACGUUUCAUCUGGAUUUAACGACUUUCAAAAUCUCCGAGCAAUUGGUAAUGUGAAACUUUACAUACAACUCGGCACGGACCUACGGGACGGCACCAAAAAUCUGACGAACGCCAUAUCAGGAAAAUGUGACAAGUUGGUGAACAAUAUUGCUCUUUUCUUGGCACAGUACAACUUUGACGGAGUUGAACUAGAGCGACAGACCAAUGAUACUGACAAGAACGCGUUAGCUAAAUGUAUAAACAAGCUACGAGCGCGGCUCUACAUGAUAAACAAAGAACUGGCAGUAGCCAUCUCGGCACAGUGGAGCAAUACGUACGAUAUAACAUCGCUAAGUCUGUACACUGAUAUGAUAAACGUUCAUGGUUACAAUUUCACGGGCACUACCACAAAUACGGCCAAUCUUUCGCCCCUCUUUUCGGACGCCACCAGCCCCACCAGUGUGAACUCAACGUUAACGGCUCUGAUCUCGGCCGGGGCACGCAAAAGUAAGAUAAACCUCGUAGUGGCCACAUACGCCCGAACGUACCUCUUGGCAAGCGAGGAUCAACGGGGCGUGGGAGCCCGCACUACGGGCCCCGGCGCGGCAGGAGCUAAUACGAACCGAGCUGGUUUACUUGCGCGGUAUGAGGCAUGCCCUCGCUUCGCCGAUUACACGGAAGUGGAUAACUCCAACACCGCCACCACAUACUACUUCAAGGCGAAGAAUUGGCUUAGCAUUGAAAUCGAGAACACAUUGGUUCAGAAGUUUACCUUCGUCCUUGAUAAUGAGCUGGGGGGUGCCGGAAUUUACACACUCGAUUUGGACGAUGUUAGUAAUGCGUGCGGCGCAGGGGCAUUCCCAGCCGUGCAACUGGCCAACCUGUAUUUGUUUUGA
Anopheles cruzii is the source of this 1080-nucleotide messenger RNA. RefSeq names its product probable chitinase 10. The transcript has 7 exons. The coding region runs from base 1 to 1080 and encodes 359 amino acids. Gene Ontology annotation, biological process: carbohydrate metabolic process; chitin catabolic process. Gene Ontology annotation, molecular function: chitinase activity; chitin binding. Lineage: Eukaryota; Metazoa; Arthropoda; Insecta; Diptera; Culicidae. The record is from RefSeq and is a predicted model, not a curated record. Gene Ontology annotation, cellular component: extracellular region.